This is a messenger RNA of Cordyceps militaris CM01, 4062 nucleotides long. Its product is annotated as ABC multidrug transporter, putative. The record is from RefSeq and is a predicted model, not a curated record. The transcript is spliced from 12 exons. Gene Ontology annotation, molecular function: ATP binding; ABC-type transporter activity; ATP hydrolysis activity. NCBI's taxonomy places the organism in Eukaryota, Fungi, Ascomycota, Sordariomycetes, Hypocreales, Cordycipitaceae. Gene Ontology annotation, biological process: transmembrane transport. The coding region runs from base 1 to 4062 and encodes 1353 amino acids. Gene Ontology annotation, cellular component: membrane.
AUGGCCUUUACGAUUCUCCUCAUUCUACACUCUGCUUCCUUGGGUUUGUAUUUUCGCCUAUCCGAUGCCUCGGUUUGGUCCAUGGGCUCCAGUGCCGCGGCGUACACUGUCCGGUUCAUCGCGGCCCUCUUCAUCUGCCUCGCCUUGUUUCUUUCCAGACGACAUCUGAAACUCACCACCGACCUAUACCUAUUGGCUACAUGUAUUGCUGAUGGUUUUCGCAUUCACACGCUGUGGGCCACUGUCAACCAGUCGGGCGAGUCUCAAGGCAUUGUGCUUGCGGCUUUGCAAACAGCCAUCAUGGUCCUCAGUGCUGCCACGCUGGUCAACUCAGAAGUCAAAGCCAGCUUAGGUCUUCAUACUAUAAGAAGGAAAGCUGGGCCGGCCCAUGUUGACGAGCCAAACAGUGGCACCCUGAGCGUGCUGUUCUUCGGUUGGCUCUGGCCGCUUCUUGCACAUGGAAGCAAGAAUCAACUCAUCACCAGCGAUACAGAGUCUUCCACAAUACGUUCUAAAGCUAUACACCAAAUGGAUGAUGACUGGAAAAAGUGUCUUGAUAAAGAAUUUCUCUCCGAGUUUGGUAUGCACUUUGCUUUCGGGGUAAUUCUUCAAAUCUUGAGCGCUGGCGCGACUAUGGCGCAGCCUUUCAUAAUCCAAGGAAUUGUAUCGUAUCUUCAAAGCGAAAAAAGAAGCCCAACCGGCACGUGGCUUAUUAUAGCUAUGGUUUUCGACCAGCUGGCAAUCAACAUCCUGGAAGCUCACGGCCACCUGGCAUUCAUCCAAUUGUCUAUCCGUACGAGGUCCUUCAUUGUGCACAAAGUGGCACUACGCUCACUUGCUCGUACCCCUCCAGCCGGCGGUUGGAGCGCGGCCAAGGGCAAAGUUAUUGUCCAUGUGACACAAGACUCGGCCGCAGUAUCCGCCGCCAUUAACAUGAUAGGAAUAAUUAUUCCCAACUUUAUCAUUGUGGCCAUUGGAUCAUGGAUACUAUUUAGAAAGAUACAGCUUGCCUUCUUAGGGCCAUUACUCGCGGCCGUAGUCUGCACGUUGAUUCCCAUCUUGUUGGGCAAGCCACUUUCCCGAAGCGAGCGAAACUUGCUGGAGGCCGCAGAACGCAGGAUAGCAACAGUGAAGCAUCUGAUUUCCGAACUCAGAGAUAUUCGAUUCGGAAAUAUGCAACAUACUGUGGAGCGCCAGGCUGCCAACGAAAGACGACAGGAAAUCAUGGCCGCAAAAACGUUUCGUCGUAUCCUCUGUGUUGUGAUCGUUGUCGCUGUGUUUCUCUCGAGUGCUGCGAUUCUGGCGGCCUUUGGCGGCUAUUCCCUCCUGCCACAGCGCCAGCUCGAUUACAGUGUACUCUUCACAUCGCUCUCGACGAUGCAAAUCAUGCUUACGCCUCUACUAUCCAUCAUCCAAAUGCUACCCAGUCUCAUUGCGUCUCUGGUUAGUUGGAAGCGCUUGCGUGCCUUUUUUGAGCAAGAAAACGAACGCGGGCAAGCUCAGGCCCGGGCCAUCACGCCAGAGAAGACGGCGACCUCGUCAAGUUUACCAGUUCUGGAGGAAGGCCUCGGCGUGAGAAUGAACAUUAUUCCACCAGUAGCCGGUGACCUGCCUUUAAGAAUGGAGAACUUGACGUCACUCUGGGCUGCUGAUUCAACAGCUGUUCAGAAUGCCAGCUUGUGUGUCGCAGCAGGGAGGUUGGCAAUCGUUGCUGGUAUCGCUGGCUCUGUGUCGCUUUGCGAUCAAAGCCUCUGGUUCCUCCCCGAAGCCUCGAUCAGGGAAAAUAUUAUCUUUGGCAAAGCUUACGACGAAGCUUUAUAUCACGCGGUUAUUACCUGCUGCUGUCUGAACCGUGACUUCAGUGCCCUGGAAGCUGGGGACGAGACGAAGCUAAGUGUCAUUGGGGCUCCUCUCAGCGGAGGACAGCGCCGACGUGUGUCACUCGCGCGUGGUUUGUAUGAAAGCGGCGAUUUGUUCCUUUUUGACGACAUCUUCAACGGUUUAGAUGCCACCACGAGAAAUACCGUUGCCACCAAUCUCUUUGGUGCUCAUGGCUUUCUCUCAGAGAGGCGCGCCGCUGGCAUCCUCUGCUGUACUACCGCUCCUUUAAUUAUGUCGUCCUUUGCAAACACUGAAUUCUAUGUCAUGGAAAGUGGUCGGCUCCGCGCGAUCGAGAAAAGCCCAUUUACAGACCAUACAAGGGAGCAUGAGGCCGCCGAGGGCUCUCGGACGGCUCAAGCUACCGAUUUUCGAGAUACUACAGGACAGAGUGACUCGACAGCCCGUCCGGACAGUGCCACGAGGGAGACUGACCCCGCUGUGGACGCAGGCGCUACAAAUGAAGCAGCCAAGAAGAGCCUGGAGGCACAUCGCAUGUACUUCAAAGCUCUGGGUUCUCCUUUCGUAAUUGCAGCCAUUUUCAUCUUUCUAUGUAUCUGGGUCGCAAUUGAAAGAGCUAGCGCAUUCUGGUUGUCGCAAUGGGCGAGCCAUGCUACCAAAAUAGGCACCGAUCUUGACACGGGCCACUAUGUGGGUAUCUACGCUGCUUUUGCUAUUACUGGGGUUCUAGCAGCAUUCAUAUCUGUUUGGAUCUUUUUCAACCAAGCUAUUCCAAACAGUAGCGUCAGUCUGCAUAAGGACAUGCUUGCGGUACUUUCAAAGACUCCCGUCUUUGACGUUGAGCAGCAUAAAUUGGAGACUGUGAAUCGUUUUACGAAUGAUAUCGAAGCUGUCGACCUGCACCUGCCGCAAUCUUUGUUCAACUUAAUCAGUGCGAUUGCGUCGGCGCUUGGCUCCCUCGUAGUCAUCGGCAUCGGUUCCCCAUUCACCCUCAUCAGCCUACCCAUUCUCCUUCCUAUCCUCUUCUUCCUCCAGAAAUUCUACUUGUGUACGUCAUUCCAGCUUCGUUCACUUCAGGUUGCUGCACAAGCGCCAAUGCUCGAAAUGGUGAGCGCCAUGUUGGAGGGCCGAACGACUAUUCUCGCGCUGAGACAAGAUCAAUACAUUGCGCGUGUCAUGUCCGAGCGUAUACAAAGGGGUCUGAAGAUUAGAUACUUGUUCCAAGCCGUGCAAACAUGGGUCACUCUAAUGCUCGGUCUCCUCAACGGAUGCCUGGCGGUCGCGCUCGCGGCCCUCUUGAUCGGCCUCGGGGGAUCGAAGAGUGUGGCGUGGGGCGGUUUGGCGUUGGUAAAUAUCAUACGACUUGGGCAAGAUAAUAUGCUUCUUAUGAAUUGGUGGACAUCUUUCGAGUCGAACAUGGCGUCAAUGGAUCGUAUCUAUGGGUACGUUCACGCCACGCCAGAGCGCGGGCAUGCACAUGACAUGCGUCCUCCAAGCGACUGGCCAGAACGCGGCAGCAUUCGACUAGCCAACCUCUCCCUCGCAUAUAGAGAGCGUCAUAUUGUAAAGCACUUGAGCGUCAAUAUCCCCCCAAAAAGUAAGGUCGCGAUUCUAGGAAGAACGGGCAGCGGAAAAACCUCGCUCCUUCAGUCCUUCUUUGGGCUCAUACGUCGCACGAGUGGAUGUGUGCAAGUAGACGGUCUAGACCUUGCUGUCAUUGAGGGCGACGCUAUGCGGUCGCGAUUCGUGGGACACCCGCAGAACUUCAUCCCUAAUGCUGGCGGAACAGUCAGACAAAAUCUGGACUUGAACGAUACUCUGCCGGUCUCUCGCAUCGAAGAAGUGCUGACACGGCUGGCCCCGCCGCACAUGGCUACGGAGAUUAUGGCCAAGUUGGAUUCGCCAUGGAACGAGUGCAACUUUUCUAAAGGUUGGCAGCAGAUGAUUGGCAUCUGCCGUACAUUGCUUCGUCAAUCGAACAUUUACGUGCUGGAUGAACCUACAAGCGGCAUGGAUAAUGACAGUCACAACGCCGCCAUGGAAGCAAUUUUCAGCAUCUUGUCCGAUAGUACAAUAAUAGCUACCACACAUGCUUUGGCGGGUAUUGAGAAUUUUGACUAUAUUCUUGUUCUCGAGGACGGGCGGCUUGUUGAGCAGGGGUCACCAGCAGAGCUGCUUGCAUCAGAGGGCAGCAUGUUGAAUCAGCUUGCCAGCACAGAUUGA